Molecule: messenger RNA, 1041 nt
Organism: Darwinula stevensoni
Lineage: Eukaryota; Metazoa; Arthropoda; Ostracoda; Podocopida; Darwinulidae
Source: the annotation of a GenBank genome assembly
AUGCAUCGUCGUCCCCGAGAGCUCGUUCGGCCGCAAAAGAUGGAUGCAUUGUGGACGCUGUGUGGUCCCGUGUGUUUUAUCGACGUGCUCGUGAAACGUGGAAUCGACGUAAACUCUAAAGACAAAUGGGGCCGCACGUUGCUGCACCACGCUGUGCUGUGUGGUGACACCGUAGACACCAUCGAGACCCUGUUGGGGGCGGGGGCUGACGUCAACGUGAAAAAUGCACAAGAGUGCACAGCGUUGCACAUGGCGGCAGAAUUCGCACGUGCGACCGUGAUCAAAAGACUCGUGAGCGUUGAAGGCGUUGACGUUAACGCCCGAGACGCAUGGGGUUCCACACCGUUGCAUCAAGCUGCUGCAGCACAUGACAACGUUGAUAUAGUCGACGCACUCGUGCGAGCCGGAGCCGACGUUGACGCCAAAAGCAGAGACGGAUACACACCCUUACACAUCGCUGCCGAUUUCGAUCGCGCGCGCGUGAUCGAAAGACUCGUGAGUGCGGGUGCCGACGUAAAAGUCCGAGACGAAUGGGGUCGCACUCCGUUACGCUAUAACGCGUUGCCCGUUUUUUUUUAUCAUGCAGAUAGAGCCGUCAGAGCGACGGACAAAGAACGUCGCACCCCCUUGCACCACGCUGUGGUACGCGGUUCCCUAGAUGGGAUAACGAAUCUAGUAGGUGCCGGGGCCGACGUCGACGCGAGAGACAUGUGGGAUCUCACGCCGUUACACCUCGCUUCGCGAUACGGUCGUGCGAUUGCGGUCGAUGUAUUUGUAUGUGCCGGGGGCGACAUUAACGCGAGAGACGUAUACGGUCGUGUGCCGUUGCACCUCGCCGUGAUGUAUGGGCACGCGGUGACGAUGGAACGCCUCGUGAUUGCCGGUGCCAGUGUUAACGCCAGAGAUGAGAACGACAUCACGCCGUUGCACGUCGCGGACUCCGUGGAUGCGAUCACAACUCUCGUUAAACUUGGAGCCGACGUCAACGCGAGAGAUAAGAGGGGCAUCACGCCCUUGAUGGUAUCGCAUCGACGUACGUGA